AUGACUUGGGACAAUCAUAGAGACGGUGCUAAUCACAUUAAGUCAGCCCUGGACAAAGCUCUAGUAAAUAACGGUUGGCUGCAAAUCUUUCCUAGGACGGUCGUUCGGUCUCUCACCACCUGCAAUUCUGACCAUCGGCCCCUCUUUAUUAAUACCGACUCUUCGGUCUCUAACGCCAGACGGCCUUUUCGCUUUGAAGCUUGGUGGACAAGGGACCCUCGUAGUUCCUUGGUGGUGGAUCAAGCGUGGGGGUCUGUUUCACAUGAUUGGGCCCCUGCUAGAGUGUUUAAGAAAGGUGGUGCGACCCGCCUGGCCCUGAGUAACUGGAAUCGGGUGCAAUUUGGCAAAUUGGAUUCUUGUAUCUCUAAGUUGGAGGGUCAAUUACAAGCUGUCCAGAGUUUGCCUGCUGGUGAAAGAAAUUGGGCUACGGAGGUGGAGGUGAGGAAAGAGCUUAAUGAGGCUUUAAGGCGGAAAGCAAUUUACUGGCAACAGAGAUCUAGGGUCUCUUGGAUUAGGGAUGGUGAUAAGUGUACUAAUUUUUUCUUCAUUUCUGCCACGAUCCGUAAUAGAAGAAACUCGGUGGACAGUAUCUUGAACAAGGAUGGUGUGUGGAUAACUAAUAAAGAAGAUAUUGGUAAUGAGUUUACUAGUUUUUUGGGUGACAUUUUCAAAAACCCGCCUCUGGGCCCUCUCCAAAGCCUAGACUACUUAAUCCAUGAUCAUCUAUCCCCUUUGGAGCAGUCUGAGCUUGAGGUCAUCCCAGGUCACGAGGAAAUUAGACAAACGCUGUUCUCUAUGGGAAGCUUGAAGGCUCCGGGUCCGGAUGGUAUGCCAGUUCUCUUCUACAAACACUAUUGGAACUCUGUGGGACAAGACUUUUGCGAUGCAGUUGUGGACUUUUUCCAGUCAGGGAAUAUGCAUAGAGGCUUUAAUGCUACAAAUAUUACUCUCAUUCCUAAGGUCCCCAACCCAAAAAAAGUAUCCCAAUUCAGACCUAUCUCUUUGUGCAAUGUGAUUUAUAAGGUAAUCUCGAAAAUCAUUGCAAAUAGAAUCAGAGUGUUCCUGCCCAGAUUGAUCUGUCCUACUCAAGCAGCUUUUGUCCCUGGCCGGAACAUCCAAGAUAAUAAUGUUUUAAUCCAAGAGAUCAUACACUCCUUCAAGAGAAAAAAAGGGAAAGAAGGGUUUUUUGCAAUCAAAAUUGACCUGGUUAAGGCAUACGACAAACUGAGUUGGCAAUUUAUUGACCAUGUUUUGCGUAGUUUCAAGGCCCCUGACAAGUUCUGCCAUUGGGUACGCCAGUGUAUCACAACAACUUCCUUCAACCUUUUUCUCAAUGGAAGGAAAUUUAACAGUUUGACCCCGGAGUGUGGCAUUAGACAAGGAGACCCCCUAUCUCCGUACAUCUUUAUCUGGGCUGCUGAAAUCCUCUCGCGCAUCCUUGAGCACGCCCUUGAUAACGGUACCAUAAGUGGUAUAAAGCUAAGCAGAGAGGGCCCCAAACUCUCCCAUCUGUUCUUUGCCGAUGAUCUGAUCCUUGUUGGCAGGGCAAACCUUGAUGAAGCAAGGGGUAUGUGGCAUUGCCUGGAAAAGUUUUGUGAUUGGUCUGGUCAAAGAAUUAAUAAGCUCAAAACCUCCAUUUUCUUUAGCGGUAACACAAGUGAUGGUAUGAAACGAGGCAUCAGGCAAGCUUUGGGAUUGAACUGUGAAUUGGGUAACAUAAACUAUUUGGGACUCCCGCUUUUUAGAUCCCGCCAAAAGGAUGCAGAUUUUAACUUCAUUCUUGAUAAUCUGGUGUCAAAACUCCAUGGGUGGAAGUUAAAAUCGUUAUCAAAGGCUGGUCGUGCUACAUUGAUCAAAUCGGUGGGACUUGCUUUGCCUAUUUACACGAUGCAGACGACAAAGCUUUCUAAAAAGCUUGCAUCUAGGAUUGAUGGUAUGGUGAGGGACUUCUGGUGGGGCUGUGAACAAGGUAAUAGAGGCAUCUAUCUUAAAGCCUGGGACCAGUUGUGCCUUCCUAAGUCCCGUGGGGGGCUUGGAUUUAGAAAGACUGUGGAGAUGAACCAGGCAUUGCUCGCCAAGUGGGGUUGGGCUCUGCUGACUGAGGAAGAGUCGCUGUGCUGUAAUGUUCUCAGAUCUAAGUACCUUAAGGGUAAACCGUUUUUUGACUGUGAGGUUAAGAGCUCCGAUUCUUGGUUUUGGAAAAAUGUGGUGCGAUCAAAAGAGAUUUUAAGAAAAGGGGCGUGCAAGCUAAUAUCCGAUGGGCGAGAGACAAGUAUUUGGGACGACCCUUGGGUUAUCCACGGUACGGAUUUUUACCCUAAGUCUAAUUAUCGUCAACAACGGGGCUUGGAGAAAGUAUCGGAUUUACUGCUACCUGACGGGAAUUGGGACACACCCAAGCUCCACAACCUUUUUGACCAGGAAACUGUUAGUAACAUCUUAAGAGGCGGUAUUCCGAGUGGUCAGGGAAGGGAUAGAUGGGUCUGGACAAAAGAAUCAAAUGGUCUGUUUUCAACCAAGUCUGCAUAUCUUAUUCAAGCCCUUGAUCGGGCUCCUAUGUGCAACAUUGCUCCGGCACUAUGGAACAAACUUUGGAACUCAAAGAUUUUGGAGCGGCAUAAGGUCCAUUGGUGGAGUAUCCUUUCCAAUGCGCUACCCUUACGAGCCCCUCUUGCUAAGAGAAUGGGUUUUGAGGAGGUUUCCUGCCCUAUUUGUGGAGAGGCUGAGGAGACCACAGAGCACUUGUUCCUGUAUUGCAACUUUGCCUUCCACCUUUGGCGAUCCUCUCCUUGGGGGGUUAUGCCUGUGCUCGAUUCAGGAGCCCGAAUGUGGGACUGGGUUACUUUUCUAUGGAAUCUUAAAUCAAGAGGAGUUGAUACUGAUAAGCUGUUCCUCUACGCCUCAAUUGUGGUAGAUACGAUUUGGAGGGCCCGCAACGACAAGGUACAUAAUAAUUCAAUGGGUAACAUUAAACACUAUAUUGACUCUAUUUUGUCUUGUUACACAGACUAUGGCUCCUGCCUUCUUUCCCCUCCACAGUCUGUUGAGACUCAGGCUUGGUCUCCGCCUCCGGAAGAUUGGAUUAAAAUCAACUGCGAUGUCAAAGUCGGAGGUGAGACUAUGUGUGCAGUGGCGAUUGCGAGAGACCAUAAUGAAUCAGUUUUGUGGGUGGCGGCAAAAAGGUUACAAUUCACUGACCCACUCACUGGAGAAGCUGCGGCCUGUCUUUUAGCCAUGGAGACGGCGGUCUCAUUACAUCAUCCUUUUGUUUUAGUGGAGAGUGAUUCUGAUGUUGUUAUCAAGAACCUAAAAGGGGAUGACUCUAUUUGGGGGAUUGAGAACUAUGUGCGUCAUUGCAAACUCCUCUCUACUUUUAUGACUAAUUGUAAUUUUUCUUAUAUUACUAGAAACUGUAACUACGCGGCCCAUAAUGUGGCUAAAUGGGCAUUUGCCCACAAUGUUACGGGCAUGGUAGAAAUCUCUACUAUACCUGUUAAUAUCUUUUGUAAUGACCAUGAGGUCUAA
Molecule: messenger RNA, 3525 nt
Organism: Cannabis sativa
Lineage: Eukaryota; Viridiplantae; Streptophyta; Magnoliopsida; Rosales; Cannabaceae
Exons: 1
Coding region: 1-3525 (1174 amino acids)
Molecular function (GO): nucleic acid binding; RNA-DNA hybrid ribonuclease activity
Source: RefSeq, a predicted model, not a curated record